CUUCUGUUAUUCAAUUAGUAGCAUUAAAAGCUCUUUAGAUGCUUCCCGCUCUAUUAUUAUGAUUGACCCGUCUUCGACGUUCAGCGCUUAAGGCUUCCAGAAGUGUCAUCCAGCUGCGGGGGGUGUUUUAUGUGAAAAGAUGGGGAUGUUCCGCCGAUCGGACCAAUGGCAUGAUUAGCUUUGCAGCUAGUUGUAUAAAGUCCAGGUCAAGUCAAUAUAAGCCAGCCUUGGAGAGCCGUUGCUGGGACUUGUGAAUACAGCUCCCCAUCAUGGCAUCCAACACUACAGUAGAUAUUUUCGAUAUCAUAAUUGUCGGCGGUGGUACAGCCGGUUCUCUUCUCACUUCCCGUCUCUCCACCAACCCCACUCUUCGAAUUCUGGUCCUGGAAGCAGGCUCGAAUCAUAACGAUGACCCCAACGUGCGAACGCCAGGUUAUUCCGGCAGACUGCUCGGAAAUCCUAACUUUGACUGGCAAUUUCAGAGUUCCCCUGAGGAAGGCCUCAAUGGAAGAGUAAUUCUGCAACCGAGAGGCAAGCUGUGGGGCGGAAGUAGUGCGAUCAACUCGCAUGCGCUUGUUUAUCCGUCGAGAGCAUAUCAUGAUGCUUGGGACUCGUUACUAAGUAGGAAAGACGAGAAGUGUGUGAGAUGGGACUGGGAAGGGAUUGGGACGUAUUACAGGGCGUUUCGGAGGGUACAGCAGCCAAGUGAAGAGGUCAAGCGGGAGUUAAAGAUUGCAGAUGCUGGACUAGAGAAUGGAGAUAGGCAAGAGGCUACUAAAUCAGCGGGAAACGAGAGCAGAGGUUUCAUUCAAGCUUCCUUUCCUGCAGUGACGCAUCUAUUGUCGACAGCUUGGGUGGACACGAUUCAAGACAUGGGAUACUGCAGUUUGGAAAAUCCGGCUGAUGGAAAUGUCAUUGGAGGCUCGAUAACCACGAAUGCUAUCGACACUGUCAAGGGUGAAAGAAGCCAUGCUGGGAUAGCUUUCCUGGAGCCGACUGUCGAGAGGGAGAACGUGGUCAUUUACAGCAAUGUGCUUGUCGAAAAGAUUCUGUUUAAUGACGAAACCCAGAAUGGAAAGCUCAUUGCAAAGGGUGUUCUCUACAACACGAGAGAAGGUAGUCCGGUGAUUGUCUACGCUCGAAGGGAGGUGAUUAUUUGUGCAGGAACGUUUGGGUCACCUCAGAUAUUGGAACUAUCUGGUAUUGGAUCUCGCAAGCACUUAGAGGCUGCAAGAAUUGAGUGUCUAUAUGAUCUUCCCGACGUGGGCGGUAAAGAGAACCUUCAGGACCACCUCAAUUUCGGUCCUUCAGUUGAAGUCUACGACAGCAUCGAGACGUCAGACACUACUGCCAGGAACCCUGGCUUGAUCAAGGCCGCAGAAGCGUUGUACCAUAAUACCCAAACUGGUCCUCUGAGCCAAGGGCCUUGCAGUUUCUCUUAUUUACCUCUACACGCACUCAGCCACAAAGAAGAGGAGGAUGAUCUGAAAGUUCUGGUUGAGAAGGCACUCCAGGAGACAUCGUCUACCACAACCAAAGGAAUGAACGCUCAGCAUAACAUCAUACGAAAGUUCAUCCUCGAUCCACAAGAAGCUACAGCGACAAGCUUUAUGACUCGCAACCAACGGUACACCCCACCAACCCAGCGAGCGCCAGGCAACUACAUGACUCUCCUUGCUAUGCUCUCCUACCCAUUCUCUCGUGGUUCCUCUCACAUCCAGUCCGCAGACGCCAAAAAUCGUCCUGAGAUCAAGUUCAACUACCUGCAACAUCCACUGGACGUCGAGAUCCUUUCUCGACAUAUGAUCCAGAUAGGCCGAAUGCUUAAAGAGCCCCACUUGGCUGAGCAUUUGAAGCCUGAGGGCAACACACUGCCUAGUGGAUAUACCCGUUACCCGAACUAUGUAAACGAGGUUGAGGGUCAUCUGCGGCAGUUUGGAGCAACGAACUAUCAUCCUGCCGGCACAUGUGCGAUGAUGGAUGAGGAGCUGGGUGGAGUUGUGGAUGCCGAGUUGAAAGUAUACGGAACAGCGAAUGUGAGGGUCUGUGAUGCCAGCAUCAUCCCAAUCAUCCCUAGAGGCAAUAUCUUGAGCACGGUUUACGCUAUUGCGGGGAAGGGCGCCGAUAUUUUGCGAGAAGCUUUGAAGCGUGAAUGAUGCACUGCCGUUCUUAUCACUAGAGGUCAAUGUUUCAUGCAUUUUUGAAUAAACUUCCAAAUGAAUUUCUCACGAAUCAAAACUUUGACUA
Messenger RNA from Truncatella angustata, 2247 nucleotides. RefSeq lists its product as uncharacterized. Lineage: Eukaryota; Fungi; Ascomycota; Sordariomycetes; Amphisphaeriales; Sporocadaceae. Gene Ontology annotation, molecular function: oxidoreductase activity, acting on CH-OH group of donors; flavin adenine dinucleotide binding. Bases 270 to 2156 code for a protein of 628 amino acids. The transcript is spliced from 3 exons. The record is from RefSeq and is a predicted model, not a curated record.